UACUAGGCCGAAGCAGACAACAGUUAUGUGGUUUCGGCUCCGGUCUCUUGAAUGACAGACUUAUUUCAGUAAGACGUUUGAAAAAUAAAAUACUGUCGUAACCAGUAUAGAGAAAAAUAUAUAUUUUUUCACGUUUAAGCCAUGUUAAGAAUAUAAUUGUCAAUAAUCUUCUUAGUUACGACAAUAUUCUUUGAAAGCACGACUGUACGAAGUGUCGUCAUCAGAUUCGAACGCCGCAUCAUAUAUUGACAGUGACAUUCUUGCGUGUGCUCCUCUUCUUCUUCUUCUUCGGCAAAUCAGCUGAUUUACCUGAAUCAUAAGAGUAUAGACAGGAUUAAGGAAGAGGAAGGUGGGCAACGUCUUGGUUAAGAAGAAGAAGAAGAGUUCGUGCAUUUUGUAAACAAAAAAGAAAUCGACUUUCUCCGUCACGCCCCCAAGACAGAAGAAGAAUGAGUUCUGCCAGUGGAAGGACGAGUGCUUCCGGUAAUUCAAAUGAUGUGAUAGAAGCAGUAGUCUGUCGCCAGGAUGAUUUACCAGAGGAAGGGAUGAAGUCCUUUGACAUUGAAGGGGGCAAAGUUUUGUUGGUUAAUCAGAAAGGAUUUUUAUCUGCAAUUGGUACAAAGUGCACUCAUUCUGGAGCACCUUUAGAAACAGGAGCCCUUUGUGAGGGUCGCAUCCGUUGUCCAUGGCACGGAGCUUGCUUUGAUGCUGUGACAGGUGAUAUUGAGGAUUACCCUGGUUUAGAUAGCCUACCAAAGUAUGAAGUUAAUGUAGAAGAUGGCAACGUCAAGGUACGAGCCAGUAGAGCUCUUUUGGCUGCCGAUAAACGUGUUAAACCUAUGGCUAAUCGGGAUCCUGAAAAUGAAACUACAUUUGUGAUUAUAGGUGGAGGAGCUGCUGGGGCAACUUGUAUAGAAAAGCUUAGGCAGGAAGGAUUUACUGGUCGCUUGGUCUUGGUGAGCCAAGAAAACUUGUUGCCGUAUAAUCGACCCAAGCUUUCUAAGGCCAUGGACCUAACAGCUGAUAAGAUUUCAUUACGUACGCAACAGUUUUAUGAGAGUGCUGAUAUUGAACUAAGAUUGGGGACAGCGGCUGUGAGUGUUGAUACAGUAUCUUCAAAGGUUCAGCUGAGUAAUAACGAAGAAUUGACCUUUGACAAGUUAUUUAUUGCCACAGGUGGAAAACCAAGAAGGUUAGGCGUUCCUGGAGGCUACUUGUCGGGUGUAUUUGUUGUCCGUUCGCCAGAUGAUGCCAAUGCAGUUGCCGCAGAUGCUGCUGGGAAGAAGGUUGUUGUAGUUGGGUCAUCUUUUAUAGGCAUGGAAGUAGCCUCGUACCUGGCAAGCAACGAUCAUGCAGAGUCGGUCACUGUUAUUGGCAGUACAUCAGUGCCUUAUGAAAACAGCCUUGGCGUGGAGGUGGGAGGUCGCAUCCAACAGUUGUUUGAAGAGCAAGGAGUGAAGUUCAUUACUGCCGGUGUAACAGAGAUAGUUGGUGAUGGAGGGAAGAUCACUGGGGUUUCUCUUGAUAAUGAAGAGACAAUUGAAGCUGAUAUGGUUGUCACUGGUGUUGGGGUGGUCCCUGAUACCGAUUUCCUCUCUGGCUCAGGCAUCACACGAAACGAACGUGGCUACGUUGAAGUAAAUGAGUUCCUGGAGACCAGUGUUCCAAAUAUAUACUGUGGUGGUGAUAUUGUCAGUUUCCCUCUUCUUCUUCACGAUGGAGCCCUUGUCUCGAUUGGUCACUGGCAGGUUGCUCUUGGCCAUGGAGCUUACGCUGCACGGAACAUGCUGGGUCAGGGUGUACCCCUUCGAUCUGUGCCAUUUUUCUGGACGGUGUUCUUUGGAAAGAGUUUGCGAUACACAGGCCACGGAAAGUACGAUGAAGUGAUCAUAACCGGUGACCUUGAAAACUUGUCCUUCAUGGCGUAUUACGUCGAGGGAGACCGUGUCGUGGCCUUGGCAACCCUAGGGAAGGAUCCCGCAGCAGCAAAGUAUGCCGAACUGCUCAACCAAGGACAGUUCCUAACAAAAAGUCAGGUAGAAGAAGAUGGUGAAGUUGCCUUGAAAUUAUAAGAGGCACUGUGUUAUUGUGCUUGUUUGAUGUGACCAUGUUCGUGCCUUUGUCGUAAGCCAUGUGCAUUUUCGUUGCCUCGUGUGAGAUUAUUUUGGAAAAUCGCCAAGUAUUUUUGUAGGUACAUAUCACAUAUUUUUUAAAAUUAAGGUCUUCAUAGUGGAUUACUGUACAGCACAUGGGCACCUGUAUGUCAAAUUAUUUCAAAUAAAUCAUAUCUGUCUUAUAUUUUGUAUCAAACAGAUUUGGAGCAACUUAAUGGAAAUGGAAUCUGAAUUAUAUUUUAUUCAAGAAUAUUAUAUUCUUCUGUACUUAAUUAAGCAAGACAAACACAGUAUAUUUAUAUAUAUUUUAUCAGACUUUCCAAUGUUGAUUUUGAAUCUUUAUGCCGACAAGCAUCGUAGAUUUAAAAGAGUGGUAAUGAUAAGUUUUUCAAAGAGUGUGUGAUAUUAAUUAUAAGCUUCACAAAGGACCAGGGAAUUUCUUUUUCUUGGUUGAGAGUCUUGUGGUACAGAAGUUUUACAAUGGACUACGAUCCUCUGAAUUAAUGUGCAUUUUACUUUCCAUCAUUCAUGUUUUCGUGAUAAUCUCAUGCUUCUGUUGUAGGUUUCUCCUAAAAGAUUUUCGGGAAAGAUAGAUUUCAGGUUCUGUGGCAUAGCUGUACUUAGCAGCUUGAUAGGUAACUAUCAAAACUCAUUUUCAUUAUGUGAUUUUUUCACAAUCUAGUGAAAAUAGCCUCUUGGUAGGCACAACCGGUUUUCUGAUGCGUUUUGUUACAUUGGAAUCUCUUAAGUGGUUAAUGUUAAUAAGUUUUUCUGUUAGAAUCUCUGUUGGUACCUAAGGUUACCUAGACCCUCUGAGUUUUAAUGUAGGGUCCUUUCCAUGAUGACCAUUCAUAUGACUGAAAUGUGUAUAGUGAACUUACUGGCGAUGCUCGUAGUACGUUACAGGGUGGACAGCCAAUGAUAUUAACUCCUGAGGUCGUCAAGAUAAUAGUGUUUUAAUGAUCAUAUUGUAUUUCCUUAUGUACUUAAUCUUAUGCGUACUUAUGACAUAAUAUGGUCAAGUAUGCUUUUCUCCUCAAAAUAAAAGGAACAGUAGAAGUUCCCAUCUUUUUGUUUAUUCAUUAAUUUAUUGUGUAUAUUUUACAGGGAAUAUCUCGUUGCAUAUCAGUCUUACAUUCCAGUAGUACUAAUUAUCCUUAUAAGGGAUGUAUACGAGUAGAGUACAGGCAAUCCCCGGGUUACGAUGGGGGUCCCGUUUUUGAGAUGUGUCGUAAGCCAAAAAUCAUCAUAAGCCGGAAUGUCGUCAAAGAUCCUAAGAAAACCUUACUUUUAAUGCUUUGGGUGCAUUCAAAACUAUGUACAUUGCAUUCUUAUUGCAUUUUUCAUCAAAAAAACCUUCAAAUAUUGAUUAUUUUGCAUAUUUGGUGUCGUAUUUCUUCUGCUAGACCAGCGUUGUAGGUGCCGUAACCCUGGAACAUGCGUCGUAACCCUAGAAAUAAUUUCUGAUGAAUAUAAUUGAAAAGCGCCUUUGCCUCAGAACGGCGUAAGCCGAACCCGUCGUAACCCAGGGAAUGCCUUAGUUGAUUACAAUGAAUGACUGUCUCAAAAUAGAAGCUGACAUAGUCUUGGAACUCCCAGGUAUUUAACUGUAGUUUUUGUGUCCCCUUAGGCUCUUGUAUGUCCUCUUAGGCUCUUGUAUUUUUAAUUCAAAACUGUUUUGUCAAGAAGAAAUAUUCAGGACUGUAUUUUUGGCCAGAAUUGUCUGUUAAAUUGCUCAACUCAAGGAAUUGCUCAUUUGAAGGAAAAGAGAUGAUCUUGCAUCAAAAAGCAAGAAACAGUUUUUGCAAUGCAGGAGAAACUUGGAACUUUUGACCUUUAAAAUAAGGAUAAAAUCUACCUCUCAUGAAUGUAGUGUUCAUACUUUUGCUUUUGCAUUUCAUUUCCUUCAGGUAUUUUAAAGAACUUUUUACCUGGGAAAAAGUAUUUGAUAUGUCUGGGUUUGUCUUUUAGAAAAGUGUCCCAAAUUUUCAGGUGGGUGAACUGCAAUUUCUUGAGAACAUGUUAUAAUAACUAAACUAUGGCCAUAGAUAUCCUGAUGUUGUUCAGAGACUAGCUGUUCGGCACUCUGAACCUAAACAGAAGGCUGUUGAAAGCAAUGUCAUGUAUGAUAUGAACAGCAAUUAAUGGAGCUUCAUUUUCAUGUUUAGUUUGUAUAAUUAUAAAUGAAAAGAUGAUUAAAACCCACUAUGUCAAGUGCACUUUUUAUUGAAAAUAUCGUAAAGGCAAAUAAAAAAUACGUUUGCCAAGUUAACAUAGUUCCAAAUAAGUUAUGCGUUUUUCUUAGCCAUUUUGUUACACUGGAGAGGGCCUUGCUAUUUCUGAUAUCUUUUUAUUCCGUGCCAUUUUUUUUAAAUGGAGGUAAUCAAAACAUUCUUUUCCUAACUUUCCUUUUGUGGGAGUGUACACAUUUUUGUCUUGAUGGUUUCCCUGCUUUUGUAUCUAAUUUUUUCCCCCAAUGCCUAGUUAAUCUUGAGAUAACCUUGGGCUCUAGUUACAGUUGUUAUAACCUAAUUCAUGGAUGCUGUAUUUAUUUAGCAUAGGAAAUUCUUAACCUAAUUAAUGGAUGCUGUAUUUAUUUAGCAUAGGAAAUUCUCUGUUAAGACUUGUUUGUUUCCAAAUCCAAAUUAGAAAUAUUUCUUUCUGCCACAAAAUGUUAUGUUCUUAUGAAGUAUGUUUUGUUGUAGAUGUAUUGGUCACAUCUGCUGCCGUAGUAAAGUAUUUUAGUAGUUUAUUUUCACAGCAUUAAAAACAUCUUUUGGUCCAUUUCAUGUUUUUUACAGCUUUAAAAAUCAAUCUUGGUUCAUCACACCAGUCUUGGUUUGUUUCAUGUGGUUUCUUCCCACUUAAAUGACCAGCUUUUUUAAACUCUUGAUCCAGUUUUCAUACAAUUUAAGGAACCAAAUCCUUUUGACAAGCUUAACAUGACCUUAGAAAUGUUACCUAUAGGUCUUGUUAAACUGCUCUACUAUUAUGAUAAUUGUUCACAAUAGUUUGUGCAAGUGGAGCUUUUCAUGGAUAUUUUACGAAAGGCACUACCUUGUCCCAGUACUGUGUUUUUAUGACUAUAUUAUUGCCUUAUAUGGAAUACCUUCACCCAGAGGCUCAGGUUUUGGGAGAGUGGAAUAUUUACAUUUUGAUUUAGUACUAUUAUGUGAAGAAGGAAUAUUUUAGGGGUCCACAAUAUUCCAGUAUUCAGUUUGUGUCUUUGGCUAUGUCGGUACUUAUGUCAGACUGCUUUAAUCUAAAGGCUCAGGUUAAUAAAAGUUGGAAUAUUUGUAUUUUGGCGUGUUUUGACAUGUGAAGGAAUAUGUCCAUAGUCCAUAUAGUACAGCUCUUACGUUUAACCUAUGGGUUCGUGGAUGAUUUAGUUUGAUUGUGCUCAAAUUUUAGGGGUUGGGAAGGUUGGAAUAUUUAUGUUUUGGUUUGUUACUUCCUUUGAGGAAAGGAUAGUUUAGUACAAUGCUAUAUACUAGUAGAGUUGCUUAUUAAUUUAUUGCUCUGUCAGUACAAUAGUCGGAACCUGUCUAGAGGCUCAAUUUUCAGAAGGUUGGAAUGGUUACAUGUAGGUUCCUCACUUUAUGUCCGGUAGGAAUGUUUCUGCGGUCCAUUACAGUACAGCGUUCAGUUUGUGUACCUGUGGCUUUGUCAGUCUUUUAUUAGAAUAUUUUUCUACUGAAGCUGAGGCUUUAUAAGGUUGGAAUACAAGGAAUUUGGUUUAUGUUACCUGUGGCUUUGUCAGUCAUUUAUUUAUUAAAAUAUUUUUCUAUUGAAGCUGAGACUUCUUAUGGUUGGAAUACAAGGAAUUUGGUUUAUAUUACAUGAAAAUGAAGGAUUUCAAUGGUCCAAAUAUGGUGCAGUAUUGUUUUUUGUUAAAGUUUUUGGUGCAUUUUGCAGUGCCACAAUUUCUUUAAAGGUUAUUAUAAUAUUUAGUGUGGUUCUAACAUUUUUAGUAAAGUACCUGGUAUAUGAUCUAUGCAUUUUCUCAAAGUAAUUUUUUUUUUACAUCUGACUAGAUUUUCUUUUGUUCUGUGAAACAUUGUUUAAUAAAGUGAUGAAUGUU
Macrobrachium nipponense is the source of this 6195-nucleotide messenger RNA. Its product is annotated as apoptosis-inducing factor 3-like. Gene Ontology annotation, cellular component: cytoplasm. The transcript has 12 exons. The record is from RefSeq and is a predicted model, not a curated record. The coding region runs from base 450 to 2072 and encodes 540 amino acids. Gene Ontology annotation, molecular function: oxidoreductase activity, acting on NAD(P)H; 2 iron, 2 sulfur cluster binding; flavin adenine dinucleotide binding. NCBI's taxonomy places the organism in Eukaryota, Metazoa, Arthropoda, Malacostraca, Decapoda, Palaemonidae.